GAAGUCUGCGAUAAGAACGUGACUCGACCUGUGGCACUUCAUGCAUCCAGUACUGGUGAGUUGGCAUCGCUGCAGGCCAUUGUCUACCAUGGCUGGCCAGUGGUAGGUGGCUGUCGCCUCCAAGCGGCACAACCUGCAAUUUUCCAGCCGCGAGUAGCCGUGCUGAUCGGGUCCCUGCUCCGUGGUCUUCACAAGUUGGGACACAUGCUCCGGAGACUGUUUCGAGACAGACGGAUUCGAUAUCGGAUCUUCAUCUAUUCUUCACCGCUACUGGCCAUGGGAAACAACUUGGGCUGUGUCCAACUGCUGGAUGGCCUUCUCCAAGACAUGCCUCAUCGCCUCACGGUCAGAUAUGCCACACGGAGCGAGAAUCUGCAGGAGGAAGAGUUUGAAAGGACGGUGCACUCCAGGCAUAUGAGACAGUGGUUCAAACUGGAACGAGCAUAUGACAUGAUGGAGGCCUAUGAGCAGAAGCAUCAAAGCUUUGAUUUGGUCUUAAAACUGAGGACGGAUGUGUUUCUGCCGGCACCACUUGACCUGGCCGACUUUCCGGAAGUCCUCACUUCCCGAACAAUUUACAGCUUUACGGAUGUUGCUUUCCUGUCACGGCGAGAUGUUGCCCAGAGCUUGUUGAAAGGAGUGACAAGAAAACUGGCCCAAUAUGCCGGUAACCAACGUUCGCUAUUCCCUCUGAACCUUGAGCGAUUGCUACGAAACGGGUGGGUAAAUGGCUUUCGAUUGCAGACCUUUCCAGACAUUGGUACUGCAGGACUUCCUGAGGCCAUUGCCUCGGGACGCCCAGAACUUUGCGUUGCUUUGCUGCGUCGCCACCUGGCAGAGCUGCAGAUGGGCUUCGAGCAGAACCUGACGAGAACCUUCUCGGGGCAUUGGAGGUUUCGACCGGACACACCAGAGUAUCAAGCCUGGUUGAGAGAUGGGAAACUGGCCCCGGACUCGCAGAUGUGUUCCGUGACGCGGUGGUUCUACCUGAUCCACAGGACUUUGCCCGAGGUGUUGCCACGACAUUGGCCCGGUCAGGGUACAGGCAAGAUGGGCCUCUUCCCUGAACGCUUUGCCUGGCAUUGCAACUGUGAGCCGCCCGGCUGUUGGCCUUUCGUUUGGGGAAAUGUGCCUCCAGCACUAGUUCACGGGGUUGACUGGAUUCAACACCCGGAGACUGGUUCUUGGCUCUCCCUGCGCUCUGCUGGUGUCACAGAUGUAGAUGUGCAAUGA
This is a messenger RNA of Cladocopium goreaui, 1233 nucleotides long. The record is from the annotation of a GenBank genome assembly. NCBI's taxonomy places the organism in Eukaryota, Dinophyceae, Suessiales, Symbiodiniaceae.